AUGGCGCUCGGCGUAGCACGGCUGCCCUGUGUUAGUGGCCCGGGCAAGAAAGCUCAGGGCUUCCUGGAAAAGCAGGGUUGGCAGAGUCCAUCCUUGCAGCCCCACCUUAAGCGUGACACUCCAGAACGCAUCCCUGGGACACAGCAGCCCCUCUUGGGAUACGGCAGCACGAUGGCCACUGCAACCUUAGCCUCCAUGGACAUGGGGCUUCUGCUGAGAGAUGAUGUUUUUGUCGACUUUUUCAACACAUUCCUGAACCUUCCUGUUUUUGGCCAGACACCCAUUUACAUCAGCAGCACAGGCCAGUGGGACCUCUGGCCAGAGCUGCCAAGCCACCUGGAUCCCAGCCCCCCGGCUUUGCUGGCUUGGCUGGAAAAGCACCGCCUGCCUCACUUCUGCAAAUCCAGCUUGUGCCUCCACCUCGUCCUCUGCCAGAAGCUGCUGGGUUUCAUUCGGUCGGGAGAAGCAGCAAAACUGCUCAACUGGCAAAGUGCAGACCAGUGGCUGCUGGAGAAGUGCAUCAGUGGGAGCCAGGGCAUGUGGCACUUUCGAGCCUUCAUCCAAGGAACGGCAGGUGAGGAGCUCACCAACUUCUGGCUCACCACUGAAAGGCUCCUGGGGCUUGACGAGUCAGAUGCAAGGCAGAGGGACCUCUACCUGUCCUUACUCCACAGACUGAAAGCCACUCACCUGCGUGAAGGCUCCAGCGUCGUCAUUCUCUGCAGGACCAUCAUUGGGUCACUGCUGAAAGCUGAGCAUGUUCAGCCCAGCAGCUCCAGGAGGGAAAUCCUAAGCAAGAUGCAGGAACGGGUCCUUUUCACAAUUCAGAGUUACUGGCUCCCUAAAUUCUUCAUCCACUGCAAGAUGAGCAUGGAGAAAGAGAAAUCAUGCCAGCCUCUGCUGCAGGAGUACCAGGAGCGUUUGUUGCAGGGCAACUCGCAGGAGGCUGCAGGCUUCUCAGAGGAUCUCUUCACGAUGCACAUUAAAAGAAGCCAGGGUUUGUCAGGACCCUACUGCAGCAAGAAGGCCAAAGCAGAGAUCUGGACUCUGGUCAAGGAGGGAAAAGACACCAAAGAAAGGAAGAUACCCACUUUUCAGGUGCAACCAGAAAGGCAGACAGGGCCAGCUGUGAGCACAAAGGAAUCACAACAGGACAAGAAUGCUUUGGGAUCGAGUCUUCAGCAGCCAGAGCACCCUGCAAACACUGCCUUUGGAGGCAAAGGAGGAGCAACCUCUGCCAACAGACCUAAACCCAAUCCAGAGCAGGUCCUUCAUCUGAAAGACCUCCACGAAGAGAGAAUCCUCUCUAACCUGCAUUGCUCUGCAUCCCUUGCCCAGCUACCAUCCCUGAAAAAGUCAGUGGAGAGCAUGAGUUUCCUUCCUUGGGCCCUUAGUGCUGACAGCUGUGCUGGACGGCCCUUCAGGGACUUCCUGAAGCGCCAGGACCGCUACCUGGAGACUCUUCUCUUGGACCUGUGGCAUGACCUGGAGGAGUUUCUACCCGUGGUGCUGGACCCCAGCAAAGAAAACAGUUUCUUCCUGAGGCAUUUGAUUGGGGAGAAGAUAUGCAAGACCUACCUGGAGGAGGGCACCAGUGGGCACCUUCCCUUGGAGACCAGGACUGUCAGGACCUUGUGGAGCUAUCUGAUGUAUGGAGAGUUCUCCCCCUGCAUAUUCAGAGCCCAGAAGGAGAUUUGCAAGGUGCUCUGCUGCUUCUAUGAGGAAUUUCUGGCUGCCGAUGACAGAACCUUCCUCCAGUUUAUGUCUCUACAGAGCAGCGUCCCAGCACCCGAGGAGCAAGGCCAUGCUCUUGGGAAAGACGAACAUUUCCUCCUGUUCCAGCGACUAAACGAGUCCUUGAGGCUGAGCCAGGCCUUGCACGGCACAAGGAGCUUGGAAGGUCUCUCCUCUGAGCACUGGCAAAUAAUGGCCACCCAGGACCUCCGCAGAGGCGGCUUCAUCCAGGCAGAGGUGGAACUUCUCCGCAGGGCAGGCAAGAGGAAGCUCUGAAUUUCUGCCAGGGCUCAGGCCGAUAAAGCACAUUUCCUGCAUCUGUGGUCACCACAGGCUUUGGUGUGUUGCUCCACUGAACCCCAGAAGAGAAAGACAACGACUGCUCCUGUGAGAAAACCAUCCCCUGUGCCAGUAAAGAAGCCAUCUAGAAGACCCAGGCACUUUGUGAAAGUGCUGCACAACUUUGCCCACCUGCAGUACUUCAGGCAGUACCUUGGGGAGCGCAAUGCAGAUAAACCACUGCAUUUCUGGAUGGCUGUGGAGAAGCUAAAUGCAGAGACCAACCCCGAGAGAAAGAGCUUGCUCAUCAACAGCAUCGUCAAAAACUAUUUCCAUGGUGAAAUCCCAGCUGAGGAGCUGCUGGACUGUGACUCUUCUAUCAUCAGUGACAUCCGUGAAGCCAAAACAGUCAGCCCCUUCAUGUUGAUGACAGCACAGGUCCUUGUCCAGAAAGCAAUGGAAAAAAGAUGGUUUAAAGAGUACCAGGACUUGUUCCCCCCAAGCAAGACACACAAGUCUAACCUUGACCUGCAGCAUAGGAUGGAGAAACUCUCGUCAGACAAGCUGCGGAGGGCCUGGAACACCGUUCGUGACCUCAUCAGGAGCCUCUGCAAGUUCCGCAGGGAGAUGAACAAUGCCCAAAGCCGCGUGGAGUUUGAGGACUUUCUACGGCAAGAACUAGGAAACAAGAAGGAAAAUUUACCCAUCAGCUCAAGGGUGAGCAGCAGCACCAUGCUCAAUUUCCAGUCCCACAAGGCCCGUGCCACCCCACCAGACAAAGAGGUGGUACUGGUGAGACGUCUCAUGUUUAACCACCAGCUUGUUACCAUCAACUUCCUCGUCGAUGACCUCCGCUUUUACCUGGAGAUGGACAAGUUUUCCAGUCUGGCUGACUCAGUUGAAGCUCAGGCAGCCCACAAGAUGCAAAAAGCAAAGCAAGUUGCCUUUCUCAAAAAGAAAGUUGCCAUCAUCAGCAAACUCUUCCUGAACUCUGACAUUCCCCCCAAACUGCGGGUAAACAUCCCUGAAGAAGAGAGAAAUUUCAUCUGGAGCUUAUCUUCCAAAGGGAUACUGAACCGUGUCCUCUACCACAGGGCCAAGGUCAUCAUCUUCCCCAUCCUGAUGCACUUCUGGAGAAGGUUCUGCUACUGGAAGGUGAUGAAGAGCUUUCGGGCAUCUGCAACAGAGAAGGAGCCAAGCUCUUUGCCCAGUACAACAGCCUCCUCCAAAACAUCUGACAUUUAUAGUCCAGACAAUCACACAGUCAUUGUCUUCACACUCCAGAAAGGGAUUCAGGUCCUGCUGCCAAACCCCCGGAAGAAAAUGGACCCUUCAAGGGAGAAAGAAGAUUAA
This is a messenger RNA of Dryobates pubescens (Downy woodpecker), 3366 nucleotides long. It is a transcript of the gene RGSL1, whose product is annotated as regulator of G protein signaling like 1. NCBI's taxonomy places the organism in Eukaryota, Metazoa, Chordata, Aves, Piciformes, Picidae. The record is from RefSeq and is a predicted model, not a curated record. The transcript has 21 exons.